Pectinophora gossypiella (pink bollworm) is the source of this 4127-nucleotide messenger RNA. RefSeq names its product zinc finger protein on ecdysone puffs (gene Pep). The transcript has 12 exons. Bases 128 to 1933 code for a protein of 601 amino acids. Gene Ontology annotation, cellular component: nucleus. NCBI's taxonomy places the organism in Eukaryota, Metazoa, Arthropoda, Insecta, Lepidoptera, Gelechiidae. The record is from RefSeq and is a predicted model, not a curated record.
GGCCGCUGGGUAGCUGUACGUUGUGUAUACCGUUUUCCGAAAUUAUUCUAUUUUUCCACGAACGUAUUAGUUCAUUAAUUUUUAUUUUCAUCGUUUUGGUCACCUGUGCGAUCGAUAUUUCAAUAACAUGGCGAACCGACGACCCCAGCAAAAUAACGGGCGGCGCAUUGACCGGCCGAAGACCUUCGGGCGCAGCGGAGUGUCGCCUUGGCAGGGCGCGGGCCCGGGCGGAGGCCUACCUAACCUCCUACCUCUCGGCGGAGGCUCCACGGAGGCUACGCUAGCCCUCGCUAGCAACAUCAUCAACUUACUGCAACCGCGACAAAACCCUGUCCCGUCUCUCCUCGACAUGCCUAUCAGGCGCGACUUUGGGCCCAAUAUGGGUCGGUUUGACCGUGGUUACGGUCCUAACCGGAUGGGCAAUCAAAAUUUCCGGCGUACGGGCAAUUACAAUCGCUCUGGUGAGCGCAUCAACAACAAUCGUAAGCCGUUCAGGCCCAAUGAUGGGCAAAGGCAACAAAACAAGAGCUCCCCGAAAAAGGAUGCCGAUUCUAAGGCUAAGCCUGUCAAGGAGAGCGAACAAGCUGAGAAAGACCAAGAUGGCAAGGACCAAUCUGAGAAGAAAGACGAGACCACCGAAGAGAAGAAGGAAGGGCCGAAGACACGAUAUGAUGACAUCAACUCUCAGCUGCUGAAGUGUCACAUUUGCAACAAGAGCAUGUGGGACGGACGUUCGUUCGAGAACCACCUGAGUGGACGGGCCCAUGCCAUUAUGAUGCAGAAGACUGCUGAGAGCUAUGCCCUGACGGCUGAUACCAUGAGGCAAGAGUUUAAGAUCCGCGAAAUGAAGCGGUCCCGCAAGACUGGCAUGCAGCCGACGCGCGACUUCUACUGCGCGAUGUGCGACAUGUACGCGGCCGACGGGGCGGCGCACCGCACCACCGUGGGGCACCGCAAACUCAAGAAGUACCUGCACCCCUCCUGCACCUGCUGCCACAAGGAGAUGCCCACCAGGAUCGAGCUGGACGAGCACAGGUUGACAGCUGAGCAUUUGAGGAACAUGCAGGACAAGCAGGAGGUUGUGGCUAAACCGAAACCUGAAGUGAUGGUGAUCUCCACACUGACGAUGGAGCAGUCUUACCUGCGUGAUGAGCGCCAGCGCGGCCGCCGCCGGGACGAACCUGCUGACAAGGACAAGCAGGACGACAACAAAGACGCUGAGAAACAGGAUGGUGAUGAAGUGAAAGUGAAGACAGAAGACCCCGACCAGGAGGGCGUGGAAGUGAAGCAGGAAGAGGAGAAGAAGACAAUAGACAAGGAGGGAACUAUCCUCGAUUACAACGAGGGUGAUGACCUCUCCGGAAUUACUGCCGAGCAGUUGCCUGUCUACAGCAUGGACCGCGGCGUGGGCCGCUCGUUCCUGUCGGACUUCCGCUGCAUCCAGUGCAAGCUGUGCCGCAAGCUGCUGGACACCGAGGAGACGGCCGAGGUGCACCUCAAGACGUGGCGGCACCACCAGCUGUUCCUCAGGGUGCUCAAUGAGAAGUCUGGUGCGCAACAGUCAACCGAGCAACAAACAUCAGAGAGUAACAACAAGCGGCCGCUGGACUCUGAGGAAUCCGGCAACUGGAAGCGCCGCAAGACCGAGGAAGAUGGCAACGAAGAACAAGAACACGAGCAGCAGAACGGACAUGAUGACAACGGUAUGCAAGAACAAUCCCACGAGGACGCUGAUGGUGACACUGAGAUGCCUCCACCAGAGGAGCUUGAAGACUGGGAGCAGUCCGUUGAUGAGAUACUGCAAGAUGAAAGUGUGGAGAUCAAGGAAGAGAAGCCCCCGACCCCCGAGCCGGUGGUAGAGCCCCCGCGGCAGGCGCCGCAGACUCGCAGCACCCCGCGCGGCCGCGGCCGCGGGCGUGGCCGGCGGUACUAGGGACCCUAUACCACUCACCGGCGAAUUUAUGGGCUUCUAUAUAUAAUUUCCAAUAUUACAUACCUACAUAAAUUCACGCCUAUUUCCCACCGGGGUACGCAGACUAACCUGCAUAUCAUCGCCUUAUGGUAAAUACCACAUAACCAAUUUGGUUUUCUACAACAAUACCUCGAUUUCUUUAAAUUUCAACAAAAAAUAAUUCAACAACAUGACAUAACAUAAGCUCACGACUACAUCCCGAUUAGAGUAGUCUGAUAUAUCAAGAUGAACUAAGCACUCACCUCGCCAAGCUUUCUGUUAGACCAACGUGAGAGUCGUCGGACGACGCUCAGUGGGUAGGCCCGCUACAAGGUGGACCGACGACCUGGUGAAGGUCGCGGGAAGCCGCUGGAUGCGGGCAGCGCAGGACCGAUCGUCGUGGAGAUCCUUGAGGGAGGCCUAUGCCCAGCAGUGGGCGUCGUACGGCUGAUAAUGAUGAUGAUAGCCGUAUCGCCGCGCGCCGUCUAUUUCGGUCAAGCGAACUGUUAAGUAAAAUUCGGACUACAAAUUUUACCCUGGAUUGAAACUUGUCACACAUCCUAAUGUGAUUUUUCCAAAGGCGCUUAACGUUUCAGAAAGUGCUAAAUUUCGAAAAAUCAUAUUCCCAACACGAGUCUUCAAAAUCUAUCCGUUCGUAACAGUUCAGUUAAUGUUAAAAUACUAGCUAGGAUGUAUUACAUAAAUACCAGGUAGGGGGAUCUCCUUAAAAAAACUUGAAGCAAAUGUAAUUCCAUAGUCUGCUUACCCCGGUGGGAAUUAGGCUAGCAAAGCGCUUAUUUAGCUCUAACACUCUCGGAUGAACAAAAAAUUCGCCACCUAAAUUAUGUAUGGAAACUUCAGAAUUCACCCUUUAUAUUGUGUUAGUUUUAACUUGUUAGUGCUUAUAAUAAUUAAUAGCAUCGAUUUUUCUAUUAAAACUCAUAAUAAAUUGCCGAAAAAACAUUAUUGUAUUACUAAUAAAUUCUUCUAGAAUUACAUUAUAAUAAAAUAUGUCUGCCUCUCUCUAUCUGCCUCUUUAGGGACAGACAUACAUACAGUUUUUGCUCUCAUGCAACUUCGCAUAACUAACGAAGGGUUUCUCCAAGCAAGUCCACGUUAUAUGUCUAAAAUGUCCCUUUACUUUUCCUGUCUAAUUAAAAUGUAGAAUAGACGAAAGUUAAAAUAAAUAGGUACUCCUUUGUAGUACCAGUUACCAAUGGUAAAAACUAUAAAUUUCUCUAAAUUGCGCACAUUAUGUAAACUAGUAAUAAUGUAGCUAGAGCAUUAAAAUUGACGAAUUUUAAGGAGUAGAAUGGAUUUCAUAAACUUUUUUAAUACACACUAAUUUGAAAUUACUUUUCAUACAAAUAUCGAAACACAUUUUCGUUUUUCAAAACACGAGUCUAAUUAUAUUUAAUUUGGAAUAGUACACAUACCCAUUGUAAAAUUUCAUUUAUUUUUUAUUCAUAGUUUACAUUAUUAAUAUUUUUCUGGCAUGAUCACUCAGGGUGUUCAAAGCCUCUCAAAGAAUAUUUGAAAAAAGGAACCUAUUACAAAAAUAUGAAAAUAGAUAAUGGCUUAUAUUGUUAUGUAUAGUCCAUUCUAGCCUUCUUUCAAUUACUUAUCACUUUAUUUGUGUUCUAAUUCCAUUAUUAGUAUUGAAAAUGUAUUUUAAAAAUAUUGCUUAUUAAAAAUUAUAUGUAGUUCAUAAGGUGGUCUAUUUAGAUAGGGUUUCAAUGAUUAUUUUUUGCAAAAUUACAAAAUGAAAAUGAUUAGAAAUUAAGUUUUCUUUUGUACUGGUGUACAUAUCUGUAUUGUCUUCUUAGAUUUUAAGUCCUUAGUAUUAUAUUCAUGUAAUCUGUAUUGGCUUAUGCCUAUUAUGUUAGGAAUUUAGAAGUCUUACAUGGAACUUAAACAUAGCUGGUGUGGAGUAGUUGUAUAAUACUAUAUACUUCUGUCUACUAUAUGGUGUGAUGCUAUGUUGUGUCUGUCAUAUAGUCUAAAUUACUAAACCAAUUUAGAUAAACCUUCUAGUAUAAGUAGGCAGAUUGAACAAGAUCUGUGCUUCCCAAAGAUUGGGAUUUAAGAAUUUGCAUUUAUAAAUUACACUGAAUUUGGUAUGGUAUAUAUAAUUUUACUGUUCUGAUUACUAAUCAAUAAAAAAUGGUCAAUUAAA